Messenger RNA from Melanotaenia boesemani (Boeseman's rainbowfish), 825 nucleotides. Its product is annotated as transmembrane protein 222-like. NCBI's taxonomy places the organism in Eukaryota, Metazoa, Chordata, Actinopteri, Atheriniformes, Melanotaeniidae. Bases 55 to 606 code for a protein of 183 amino acids. The record is from RefSeq and is a predicted model, not a curated record. The transcript has 6 exons.
GACGCCGCCUUUCUGUGCGUCACUGUCAUAUUCCCUCCGUCACUGCAAGCUGUGAUGGCGGAGGUGGAUGAUAACGACAUAACGAUGAACUACCACGGUGAUUUCUUAAAAAACGACAAGAAAAGCAGCCGAUACCCCUACUGCAUUGUCUGGACACCUAUUCCACUUUUAUCGUGGGUGCUUCCCUUCAUUGGUCACAUGGGCAUCUGCACCUCUUCGGGAAUCAUACGAGAUUUUGCAGGAUCAUACUUUGUCUCUGAGGACAACAUGGGAUUUGGCCAACCAACAAAAUAUUGGAGACUGGAUGUGGACAAAGUCUGUGGCAAUGGUGCCGUAGCAUGGGACAAAGCAGUGCAUGAUGCAUCUGAAGAAUACAAAUGCAGGCCGCAUAAUCUGUGCUUGGAUAAUUGCCAUUCCCACGUUGCCAUGGCCCUAAACCUCAUGCGCUACGACAACAGCACAUCUUGGAACAUGGUGAACUUGUGUGUGUUGUCUCUCCUUCACGGGAAACAUGUAAGCUGGGCUGCUUUCCUGAAGACCUGGCUGCCCUUCGUUAUGCUCUGCGGAGUCCUCGCCACGUUUGUCCUAACAUUUCAUUUACACUAGUACAACAAGAUGUUCAGGAAUAUGGAUCUGGUUAUAAUUUAUUUAUGCAUUGUCACUGAUGUGAAUGGUGCGUUUUAAGAAGACAACAAAACAAAGUAUUCCAUUUUGUGAUGUGCUAUGUAGUGAUCUGGUAUGAGGGGAAUUAAGGGCAACACUUCACUAUUUGUUGUUUAUUGUGAUAUAAUUUAUCUUUAAACUCAAUAAAUUUUUCUAAAUCUU